Arachis duranensis is the source of this 1080-nucleotide messenger RNA. RefSeq lists its product as uncharacterized. The transcript is spliced from 2 exons. Bases 1 to 1080 code for a protein of 359 amino acids. The record is from RefSeq and is a predicted model, not a curated record. NCBI's taxonomy places the organism in Eukaryota, Viridiplantae, Streptophyta, Magnoliopsida, Fabales, Fabaceae.
AUGAUAGAGUUGUACGUUGAGUUUGAACAGCAGUCAGGGUUGGGCGCAGUCGGCGAGGAGGUCAAUGUUAAUGAGCUCGGGGAUAUAGAAUGGGAAGAAGAUAAUAAUGACAGUGAAGAGGAUUUCGAAGCUAACUAUGAAGUCGAUGACGAAAAUGAUGAUGGAGACUUGGUAGGUAAUCCGGAGGUGCAAAAUGAAGUGAAUGCGAUUGUAAGCCAGCACCCGUUUGAUGUUCCGUCUUUUAUGCGGACUCUAGAUCUCGAAGCCAUGCAUGCCCUGGAAUUUCCUGAGUAUGCGAAUAUGGGCAACGUUGCGGCGGAAGAUGGUGAGUUUAGUGUUGGAAUGAAAUUUGGUUCGAGAGAGUCGUUGAUAUCUGCAAUCAAAAGCUACACUAUCUCUGGAGGAGUUGAUUACACUGUGUAUAAAUUUGAGCCACAGACAUUCUAUGCAAAAUGCAAGGGGUAUGGUGCAGGGUGCGAUUGGCUUAUUCGAGCUAGCUUGAUUCGAAAGAAAGCUUGUUGGGAGAUCAGGAGAUACAAUGGCAAGCACACGUGCACCGUGGGAACGAUAUCACAAGAUCAUGGCAAGUUAGACUUGGACACAAUUGCAGAUGCCAUUAGGCCAUUGGUCGAAUUAGACCCCUCGAUAAAGGUGAAGUCUGUUAUUGCAGAAGUUCAAUACAGGUUCAACUACACUGUGAGUUACCGUAAAGCUUGGUUGGCAAAGCAGAAAGCUGUUGCCAAGGUUUUCAGUGAUUGGGAAGUUUCCUACCAGACUCUGCCAAUAUGGUUGAAAGCAAUGACGGUGAAGAUGUCAAGGUCUCGUGUUCAAAUUAAAACGCUCCCCGUUUACUGUGACAGUGAGGAGGUUCAAGGUGUAAGAGUUUUGCACCGUAUUUUUUGGAGCUUCUAUCCGUGUAUUGUAGCAUUUAGACACUACAAGCCACUGGUGCAAGUUGAUGGCAUGCACCUGUACAGAAAAUGUAAAGGUGCACUUCUGGUAGCGGUUGCACAAGAUGGGAAUCAAAAUAUUGUGCCUAUUGCAUUUGCGAUAGUCGAGGGCGAGACGGCAGACGCAUGA